Beta vulgaris subsp. vulgaris (sugar beet) is the source of this 1543-nucleotide messenger RNA. RefSeq names its product CBBY-like protein. The transcript has 11 exons. The record is from RefSeq and is a predicted model, not a curated record. Lineage: Eukaryota; Viridiplantae; Streptophyta; Magnoliopsida; Caryophyllales; Amaranthaceae. Gene Ontology annotation, molecular function: hydrolase activity. The coding region runs from base 103 to 1224 and encodes 373 amino acids.
AGCAUUUUAUCACUACUCGCUAGUGGUAACUGGUAUACUGGUAUGUGUAAAGUCGAGACGCGAGGACUUUAGGAGCCAACCAAAUAUCAUUGGCGCUCAUCAAUGGAAGUCAUUACUUCAACUUCGGCCCUGCGCUAUUCGUGCUUCAUUCAAUCCCCAAUUAAUGGCGGUUUCUCUCAGCGAAAUUCCGUAACCUAUCAGUCAUGCCUAUCCACUUCUCCUCUUCAACUAAGAAGCUUGAUUGUGCGCCCCAAAAGUCGAUGCUCCCGUUGGUUCGUCUCUUGCAGUUCCCUUCCCAAGUCUCCUGAUGACGCCUCAUCUGAUCAAAUUGCAGUUCUUCUUGAAGUUGAUGGAGUCCUCAUUGAUGCCUACCGAUCUGGGAGCCGUCAGGCCUUUAAUAUAGCAUUUCAAAAGCUUGGAUUGGACUGUGCAAAAUGGACAGAACCUAUAUUUUCAGACCUUUUGAGGAAGAGCACAGGCGAUGAGGAAAGAAUGCUUGCUUUGUAUUUUAACCGGAUUGGCUGGCCAACAUCUUUGCCCACCAACGAGAAGGAUAAAUUUAUGAGAAGUGUUUUAGAGGAAAAGAAGAAGGCAUUCGCUGAGUUUAUGAGUUCAAAGAGCACACCUUUACGACCUGGGGUUGAAAAAUUUAUUGAUGAUGCAUGUGAUGAAGGAAUUUGCGUUGCUAUUUUGACAGCAUCUAGUAAAUUUGGGGAAGAGACAGCAAGAUCAAUUCUUGAGAAGCUUGGCCUUGAAAGGAUGUUAAAAGUGAAAGUUAUUGGAAAAGAAGAGAUUGAGAAGAGUUUGUAUGGGCAACUUUUACUCGGUUUGGGAAAAUUUUCAGGUCUGGAUGAAGAACUCUCUAAUGAAGCGAGUAAAGCAGUUGCUGCUGAAAAAAAGAGGAUAGCUGAGGAGGUGGCUUCCAUGCUUAAGCUGCAGGUUGACAUCAAUACUGGCACACCUGAAAGUUUGCGGGAGAUUGUGGCUGCACUUCGAGCUGGUGCGGAAAAAGCAGAAGCACCUAUCUGCAACUGUGUGCUUGUUGCUGGAAGUCAACCUGCAGUUGCCGCUGCUGAGGUUACAGGCAUGUCAUGCAUUGUUCUCAGAAACAGCUUGACAUCUAGAGCAGAGUUCCCAUCAGCAAUUGCUGUCAUGGAUGGGUUUGGAGAUGUAGAUCUUACAGUAUCAAAGCUACGAUUGACGUUGUCAAGAUCAUCUCUCUAAUUGUUGUCAUGGAUAGAUGAGAAAAAUUGAAGGAAAGUUAGAUUCUCGUUGAUUUUAAACUGAAGUUACAAGCAUUCGGUUUUUUAUCAGCUAACACCUCUUGAGUUUUUCCUUUCCUAGUUUGGUGUUCACGAAUAGUGAAGCCAUGAAGGAUGUGGGUGGUCAUUUUUUAAUAGUUUUCGGAGAAUCGUUUUGUUGUGUUUGUUGUUUGUUACUGUAAUUGCUCGAAGUUCUUGUUUGUUUGAUGAUGGUUUGUAAAUUAGUUCAAAUUAGCAUUUGCAUCAAUUAUGCAAUAUGAAAGGACUUAACGUCUUUGAAA